CCGUGCGCAGUUCUCAGAAGAACUCUAAAAAAUAAAAAAAAACAUCUUAUUUCUUUUCUGGACCUCAAAGGAAAUUUCACUUGAGGCGGAGAACAGGAGAGAAGAAUACAAAGUUUCGUGACAUUGAACGUCAAGCUAGAUGGGAGCUGCUGGGGUCCCUGAUAGGAACCAUAUAAAAGGGCUGGACUCCAAACUACAUGCACAUAGCUUUAGAGGAACCACAAGAACAUCUUUUGUACCCGUCUUCUAUUGUUUUGGUUAAAUGCAGCCGAGAAGAGGUUGGACACGUAAGAAGGACCUGGACAUCUUUAAGGCACCGCACUGUUUAUAAAGGAGUCAAUGACCCACAACGCCUCAUUAUGAAGAGUCUUCUGGUUUCUGUGGCAACUCUGAUUAACCUCCUGCUCCUCAUACCAGGAUCUGGGUAUUGUCAGCACAUCACAGAUGAGUCCUGUUCUGUUCAGAUCCUCGUCCCUGGCUUAAAAGGUGAUAUUGGAGAAAAAGGGGAGAAAGGAGCACCGGGAAGACCAGGAAGGGUCGGUCCACCAGGAGAAAAAGGUGAAAUGGGUGACAAAGGGGUAAAAGGAGGAAUAGGUCGUCAUGGGAAGAUCGGCCCUAUUGGUUCUAAAGGUGAGAAGGGAGAUGUUGGCAAUAUUGGCCCUCCAGGUCCAAAUGGAGAACCAGGGAUUCCAUGUGAAUGUGGACAACUGAGAAAAGCUGUCGGCGAGAUGGACAUCCAAGUCACACAGUUGACCACAGAGUUAAAGUUUGUCAAAAAUGUUGUUGCCGGAGUGCGAGAGACAGAUACUAAGAUUUACCUACUGGUGAAAGAAGCAAAGAAAUAUACUGAGGCCCAAUCCUAUUGCCAAGGAAGAGGAGGAACGCUCAGCAUGCCCAAAGACGAGACAACAAAUAGUCUACUAGCUUCUUACAUCAACCAGGCCGAUCUGAACAGGGUGUUCAUUGGGAUCAAUGAUCUGGAAAAAGAAGGUUACUAUGUGUAUUCGGAUCGGUCACCAAUGCAGACCUUCAACAAGUGGCGGCAAGGAGAACCAAAUAAUGCCUACGAUGAUGAGGACUGUGCCGAGAUGGUGUCCUCAGGGGGAUGGAAUGAUGUCUCCUGUCUUAUAACAAUGUUUUUUAUUUGUGAGUUUGACAAAGAACAUGUGUAAUUGUUUUUCUAGAUCAAUUCACGAAGGUCUCCAGCUAAAUAUAUUGUUAUAGAUUUAUGGUUAAUAGAGCAGGAAGAGAUGGAGAAGACUUUGUAACUUCACUGCUUUAAUUUCCUUUAGUUAAAAAGGUUUUCCAACUCUUUAAAAAAAUAAAAUAAAAAUUACCAGGCAGCCCCCAUACUCACCCCUCUGGUUG
Messenger RNA from Hyla sarda, 1368 nucleotides. RefSeq names its product collectin subfamily member 11 (gene COLEC11). NCBI's taxonomy places the organism in Eukaryota, Metazoa, Chordata, Amphibia, Anura, Hylidae. The transcript is spliced from 7 exons. The record is from RefSeq and is a predicted model, not a curated record. Bases 198 to 1172 code for a protein of 324 amino acids.